AUGGCAUUUUCAACACAAAAAGAUUUCUUCCAUGUUCCAUUUAUGAAUGAAACAGCCGAAUUGGAAUGUAAAAAGGCUUGUGUCAAACUAAAAAGUUAUGAAUCAUCAUUGGAUUAUCGUUCGUGGGCAAGGGAUAAAACGAAGCAGUCCAAAUUCCUGGAAGAUUUGGUUACGUGUCAAUUGCCGGUAAGUAUUAAAGAAAAUUUUAAUUUUUUUUUAAAAAUAUUAAUUAUGCCGCCAGUACAACUCCAAUUACCUAACCUAUCAGCUGGCGAUAGUUUACUUCAGUGUGCCAACAUUCACUUAGCCGAUUACCAAAAGCUAAUGAACAUCAAAGAUUCGUUGGAGAACCAAUUACAAAUAUCCAAUGAACGUCUGCAGACCAGUAACAAUGAAAAUCUCAAAAUCAAAGAAAUUCUAACCACAAAACUUGAUUCGAAUACUAGUAAAGAUUUUUAUAAUAAAAUACAACAGCUGACAGCCAAUGGAAAACUGAAUAAAAAUGAAGAAAAUGAAAUGUUAAAAAUUCAACAAAAAAUUGAAAAUCUCCAAAAAGCCUAUGAAAUAUUUCAAGCUGAAAAUAAUUAUCUGCGACGUUUAAUAGAGAAGCUAUCACUUCGUGCAACCAUUACGGAUUUACCUUCAACAGAUAACGAAACUUCCAACGAUAUUAAAUAUUUACAAAAGGAAAUUAAUUCAUUGCGUAAGGAAUGUAAGCUAUUGCGUGGAAUUGAAGAUGAUUAUCUAAGGAAGAAAUUUGAUGUGGGAGGACAACCAACCACUAUAACUGAUGAGGAUGCUAAGAAUAUUAAAAUGAUCAUCGAAGAACGAAAUGAUUUGCGUAAAAAAUGCAAGUCUCUGCAAACCUUGGAAAGUAAAGUUGUCGAAUUGCAAAAUAAAACCCAGGCCCAGGGAAGUAAUUUGGAGGCCCAAGGCAGUUACAUUAAUCAAAUGGAAACUGAAAUGGAAAAAUGUCAUGCGUAUUAUAAAAAUGAACUGCAACAAAUUGGUUUUAGAGAAAAAUGCCUAAAGGAACAAUUAAAAGAUCUACAGAAUGAAUUAAUCAUGGCCAAAUGUCAAUUACAAAAAAUGGAAUCUCAACAAAUGGAAUUGUGUGGCCUGCGCAAUGAGUUGGCGAAACGGGAUUUGGCUUUACAUGAUUACGAUUGUCAAUAUCAACAAUUAAUGGGUGUUGUUAAAGAAUUUCAGGCUUUGAAAUUGCAAGGCCUUCAAGACAAUCAAACGCAAACAUGUCAAGAUAUGCUUGACGAUUUGGCAUUCUUUACCCAUGCCACCCUGGAAGAAAUCAUGAACGAAUUAAAACGUAGAGGCUGCAGCAAAGAUCAAUAUGAAUCCGCAGUUCAAGCUUCUGGCUUGGCACAUCGCAUGGGUGGCGUAUCUACUAAUGAAGAAAUCUCGCAUUUACAACACGAACUGGAACGCAUAAAAGCUGAACGUGAUAAUAUGUGUAGUGAAGCGCUUCGUCGUUUACAAGAACUUGAAGCGGAAAAUGAAUGUCUCAAGCAGGAUAAUUGUCAAUUGCGAGAAUCCACCAAAGAUGCCGAUGAUAAAUUAAGCAAAAUGUUGAAAAAAGUCGAACAUUUAGAUGGAGAAUUAAAUCAAAACAAAGAUGAAUUGCGAAAAUCUGUUCAUGAGUUGAGCGAAGCUAAACGCCUUGUGGAGGAUAUUAGUAGCGUGCAAUUGCAAAAUCUGCAAUUGGCUAAUGCCGUGGGUGCCAUUAAUUCCAGAGAUGAUGAGAAGAUUAUCGAUGAUUUAAGGCGUCAACUGGAUGAUGAAAUGGCAAAAUUAAAGGCAUGUCAAGCGGAAAAUCAGAAAUUAGGCAAACAGGUCAAUGAAAGAGACAAGGAA
Molecule: messenger RNA, 1869 nt
Organism: Musca vetustissima
Lineage: Eukaryota; Metazoa; Arthropoda; Insecta; Diptera; Muscidae
Product: centrosomal protein of 112 kDa
Exons: 4
Source: RefSeq, a predicted model, not a curated record